AAUCCGCAACAAAUUGAACAUCGAUACCUCCACAAGGAGAGGAGACGUCCGUGCAUAGCAUAGCCAUUUCAUUUUUACAAACUGCCGAUAUUCAAUACCAACAUAUAGCCCAGUGCCGGCCCAAAGCAUCAUAGAACAUUGAGAUUCUAUUCGAUAGACAAAUCCUAGUAGAAGACGUCAAAAUCACAAGAAUCAUCUAUCAUCCCCGAGUAUGUCACAAUCCGAAUCAAGGCGUGAAAAUUUACGCCAACGACGUUCUCAGAUACUACAAGAUAAGAAAGAAGAUGCCAGAAUCCAACUUGUUAUCCAGGAUAGCAUCGGAAAGAACCAAUUUUCGAAGCACUUGAUGAAGACGUUUCUUGUAAUUAUUACGGCCCUUUUCUGCACCAUCGCCGCAGUCCUCAACCACACUAGGCCAAGGUUCCUAGAACGAUUCUGGAAGCAACCUGUACGUCCCUUUCAUUUAGCAACAAGGUAUCCAAAGAACAUAAUUCUGGACCGAGAUUUGCCUCGAUUCUUUGGUCAUUAUUCGAUUGCUACUCCCGAGAACCUUUUGGCCAGACAGGCCGUGCAAAAGGUACUGCGGAGUCGCAAAAAACUGAGGUCGCAAGCAGGUCCGAUAAAAUCGACUUUGAAGGCCUGGGAUGAUUCAAACGUAGAACAAUUGUUAAAACAAGGUAUUUGUGGAGACGAAUUCGAGCUGGCAUACCGUAGAGAAAGCACCCAUCAGGGAGAAAACGGUUUGUUGAUGUGGUGUCUUCUGGCGUCGCAGGUUACGGAAGGAUUCUUCACAGAAUCGGUAGAAAUCUUGGAUUCUAUUCUCGAGCUAACUCGAAACCGUGGUAUCGUUGUGCGAAAACAGCCGGCAAGAGGGAUAGUAGAUGGGUAUGAUGCGCUUUCGACGACAUUUUACUUGCAUCCUCGCACCAAUCAUGAUAAGGUCAACUGGAUACCCACGAAGAUGUUAUCUAUGUUUAUUUCAAGUUCAAACGACGAAAGAGUGGACGAUAAUAAUGAGCUAGCUCAACGAAUGUUGUACGAAUUGGUCGUGAACCAAGGGAAUGAGGAGGAAUAUUUGAUUUUGGAAGAAAUCUGUCAAGAAACACCACCGAAGAGAUCCAUAGCAUUUGAUACGACGGAGGAUCCUAACGGCUGCUAUUUUGUUGUCCCAAACAAAUAUGGAGGAAUUUUUGGGCCCGAAGAGGAUGAAUGAAACCAGGACCAACUCAAGGAGGAAGAGACGAUCUAGUCUUUUCCAUGGGAAAUCCAAUUUUGUUUCAACGAAUUAUUCGAAAGAUUGACAAGUUGCAUUGUUGCCUUCGCACUGCCAAACACCAAACAAAGUAUCCAUAUCUUAGUGGUAGCUGACAAUGUAGAGUGUUGCUUGUUGUGUUACGCCUGCGAAAAUGUAGUUGAGCCGUUUAAAACGCUGCCAGAAUAAAAAAUUCGUAAUGCUAUAGUAUUGUUGUCAAGUUUUGUAUGUUCUCGUGACAGUAGACAACGUAACUGCUCAUGAUCAUUCUUCAAUGUCCAUGCAUAAAAAUUCAUUAUGCAUCAAUGCCUGGCACGAAGAGCUCCAAACCGUUCCCUCUUGCGGUUCUCUCUCGAUAAAGUCAUCCGAGACGACUUUCAGUAUCUAUUAAAGCGCAUUGCUGUGCACAUGCGAUAUUGUGUUGCUGAUGUUCCAAACUCAGUUGCAUGCCUCCUGAAACGAAUGAGUAGAUUUUCAUAGACAAUAAAGUUUGUUAGGCCUGAGAAAGCAAAAAAAACAUGCGUGUGUCGUUCUAAGAAACUCAAGACUCUCCAUGCUUCGUCAACAUACGGAGAGAACCAUCUUCGACUUUUUGUGCAUCCAUCAACUGGCGGCAACCCAAUUAGGAACAUACCACCUUGCGUCUCCAGUUAUCGGCAUCGGGAUCAAAGAUGAAGUUCAUUUCGUUCGUGAAUCCAAGGUCGAAUAUGAGCAAGAAGGCCAUGAUGGAAAGAACGGACAACCAUUGCAGCCACAUGACUCCUCCAGUUCCCUGGUGAUACGUCGCGAACGUUAAGAACGUAAGCAAGAUCAUAAUGAUCACUUGAAGUUUUUGGCGGAGGAUCAUGGUUGUAUUGUUUUCUAUUGCACGGGAUGGGGGUCACUGAUAGGUUCCUCUAGUUGAAGGAGGGACGAAGAGCUGGAGCUACUAUCGCGACAACAAAGGAUAGAUGUAAGC
This is a messenger RNA of Pseudo-nitzschia multistriata, 2210 nucleotides long. Lineage: Eukaryota; Bacillariophyta; Bacillariophyceae; Bacillariales; Bacillariaceae. The record is from the annotation of a GenBank genome assembly.